Pelobates cultripes (western spadefoot toad) is the source of this 17743-nucleotide messenger RNA. NCBI's taxonomy places the organism in Eukaryota, Metazoa, Chordata, Amphibia, Anura, Pelobatidae. The record is from the annotation of a GenBank genome assembly.
UGUUGGUAACACCUGAUUUUUCUAAAGAAUUUAUUUUACAGACGGAUGCAUCUGAUGUAGGACUAGGUGCUGUUCUCUCUCAAGAAAUUCAGGGUGAGGAGCACCCCAUAUUAUAUUUAAGCAGGAAGCUUAAUCCCCAGGAAAGAAACUAUUCCAUUGUUGAGAAGGAGUGUCUGGCUAUAAAGUGGGCGGUAGACACACUCUUGGGACGAAAAUUCAGACUAGUGACAGACCAUGCACCCCUUACUUGGAUGAGCCAAAACAGGGAGAAAAAUAGUAGAGUAACCCGCUGGUUCCUUAGCUUGCAACCCUAUAAUUUCUCCAUUGAGCAUAGGGCCGGGAGUAAACAGGGAAAUGCAGAUGGUCUUUCGCAGAUGCACUCUCUAAUGUCCAUGGUCGCUCGACCCUAUAGGUCUGAGCUGGGGGGGAGGAUGUGUGACAGAAAGCAAUUAAUUGUGCUGGAAGGAACCUAUAUACCUCCCCAGAUUUUGCAAGGUUCUUACUUUGUGUAAUUAGCCCCAGGGAAAUGUGUUAUGUUCUAAUGAAUGUUGCACUUUAAAUAUGUGUAUAUUUGGGCCCUGGGGUGGAGCACCUGGAGAGUAGGGUGGGCCUGUGCUCCACUCCACAUUUUGGAAGUUGCUUGGUGAGAAGUCCAGUUCUGGAGUUUGAAUCCUAAUCUAACUCACCUGAAAAGGAUUGUCAAUUACCAGUGCUAUAAAGUACUCCCCUGCCAAGGAAGAAGGGAGAUUGUGUUUGGUUUCUGUGAGUGGAAACAGAGAGCUGAAAACCCUGAAGCAGUAAGGCUGUUUAUGUUUAUGUUUAUGUUGGGAAAUGGACAAGCCAUCCAACCCAGUUAGCUGAUUAUAUUGUUUAGUUAGUGCUCAGAAGAGCAAGGCUUUUGUUUGAUAUAUUUUUGUUACCUUUAUACCUUACUGUGCAUUUAUUUUGGAACCUCAAUAAAAGAGCAAGUCAGUUUACCUCAUCCAGCGUGUGAAGUGUCUCUAAAGCCUGAAAAGACUGUGUGUAACACCCCGAUCCCAGGACAAGGUACCAAGGGAAAGGAGUACUUUUGUCACAAUAUAUAUAUAUAAAUGGGGUGGGUGGGGGUUACAGAAGUAUAAACAGAAUAAAAAUAGGCAGUGAGGGGUAUGAGUCAAAAUUUCAACAACUCAAAAAACAAGGCCUAAAUGGUUGGGUGGUAAUGUGUGCACAUAUCAGAAUUUCAAGCAGAUCAGGUCUUCUUAAUAUAGUAAAAUUAUAAAACUUACUGACACGGAGGGCAGAGCCUGACUAUCCGAGAAGAUGGCAGCAUAAUCGAAGAGCUUCACUGAGACCACCCUUUAAUCCACAGCAAUCAUCAUUACAUAUUCCUAUUAUACUCAAAGCCACCCCUCUUGAAGAUACCCGAGCUCCUCUACUACACUGAAAUCGCUGCACUCCUCAGUGGCACCGAUCUUUAAAACUAGGCCGGCAAAGUCCAGGAAGCCAUCUUCCCACCGACCACCCUCAGACUCUGACACAAGUAGCACAGCCCCGUUGGAAAGAACAGAGGCACCCCUAAUCAGCAAGCACGAUAUGUUGCCGAGGAUCUCCAAAAGCACCUGAAACAACUAGUGUAUGGCAUGGCGGAGCUUAAGACCCGCACACACAAGACAGAAGGGAAAAUGGAAGAGAUGGCUGAAGUAGUGGAUGGCCACAGCACAUAUCUUUGGGACCUUAGGGAGCAAAUCCACCUCCUUGAAGAAAGCAAAGGAAGAUCUGAGCAACUGCACCUGCCAGAACACCAUCUGGAUCAGAGGAUUGCCGAGACAAUUUCUGUAGAACUCCUGCAGAAGAAAUUGACAGAGGCAUUUAGGGGCCUUCUACCAGCUACAAAUGUAGCCCAGCCAAGAGACAUCAUCACCCAGCUCCAUUAUUUCCACAUCAAGGAGCAGAUCCUGGCAGCAGCCAGAGAUAGUCCGGUAUUUGUAGAUGUAUACAGCAUUCAACAAUUUCAAGACCUGGCUCCCAGCACCCUGAGAAAUGGAGAGAAUUACGGCCCCUCACGUUGCUACUUUCCCAUCACGGUCUGCAAUAUGCCUGGGGUUACCACUUUGAGCUGGCUGCUCAGAAGGAAAAUAACUACUAUACAUUUACCCAAGUGGUGGAGAUCCUGGAAUUUCUGGAUAAACUGGGCAUAAAGACAAUAGCGCUACCUCCACAUCAAAGGCCCAAAUGCACCAGACCCCAGGAACCACCUCAGCAACAGACCACACCACUUGGCGCCAAAGCAGCAUGCCCGGAGCCAACCAAGAAAACACCAGCCAUGCCCUGUGUGAUGAACUGGACCAGUUCUUGGAGUGGCAUACUUGCCAGCAUCUUGCCCUGUGACUGUAGCCCCUGUAAUGAAUUUUGGGUUAAAGACUCUGGUUGUGCCUUUUGGACUUCUAACAGGAACAAUUUAAACUUUUGAAGUGGCACGUCGAGCUCCCAAACUCCCGAAGCCAUUGAAAGUGCCAUUCGACCAGGUGGUGGUGGCCAUCUUGUUCACAUGGAGCAAAACCAUGAAUAGAUUUCAGGAGGACUUAUGCGCGAAUGCCCUUGAACUAUUUUUGGCAUGAAAAAUUUGUGGUUCCCGGUCGGUUACCCAGAGGCACUUAGCCGCAAUUCUAUGGAACUAGUUUCGUCCUGAAGACUUCGCGGUUCCCGGUCGGUUCUCCAGCGGCACUUAGCCGCGAUUCUAUUGAACUAUUUUCGGCUAUGGGACCAUGCCUGCGGUCGGCAAAACUAUGACUUCCAUAACAUUUCUGAGCCCCUGAACUGAUCUGGGUGAUUUUGGAUAUGUUGGUCACCCAGAUCAGAGCUAUCAGGGGAUGUAACAUUUAUGGGGAUUUUAAGUGUUUUAAGGUAUUUUCGCGGUUUUCUAAAAAUGUGUGUUUUUUGUGUUUGGAGAUAAUUGAGUUUAGUAUAGUGCUUGACUCAAUUAUCUCCUAAGUAAAGGGAAAGGCUUAUUGUAUUGUGUGUGUGAGUGACAUGCAUUGUAACUCUGUUAUCAUUGGUUUGUAAGUUUGUGUCCCUGUCCCCAACAAGGGCCAUGUGGGUGUACCCCUUGCAUGGGGACUGUUAUAAAAGGCUAGUGUGGCACCAUUAAAAUUCAGUGCUGCUUAACCCUCAACACGUAACCUUGUCUCGUGAUUGUAGGGAACCACUAUACAGCUAUACUACUAGCUCUUACAAGAGCUUCACAGCUAUACUCUCUUGGAGGAGAGGCCUUCCCACUGAAUCCCUGGAUCCAGGUGUCUGGUCCAGGGUGGAACGGGACGGCAAGACCCCAGCCAAGCUGCAGCAGUUUGUGGAGUCUACGGUGCUUAUGGUGUCCGGUGUGGGUUUUAUGGUCCUCAGCGUCAGCUAGGAAACAUCGAUUGGCAGAGGUACCCAGUCGGGGUGCCAGGUGGUACGUCACACCCUGAUACUACUGGAGGCAGCGGAACAGCUCCACAGGAAUAUACAGACAGAACCCUACUAAUCCUGAUAAACACCGGGCAGACCAACAGACAGCACCUCAUUGUCCUCUAGAGGCCAAAGUACUGAAGCAUCCAGGAGACCAGACAUGAUCUUUGGCCUACCAUACAUGAAGCACCUACCCCAUGUCGACAUGUACCAAGACUGCCCUGGAAACUGACAGACACAAAGGAAGGUUUGAUAGGUGACUAUUCAAAUUAUUAUGAUUUAAAAAAAAAUAAAAUCAAGAUUUCACCUUUUUUAAGGACAUUGUUCCUUAAGAAAUGUUGUUUCCCUUAUUUUUUUUUUGUACCUAUUACCAAACUCAUUCGGCUCUGAAACAAGACGCUAUGGGUUACGGCACUUUCCCCCAUACUGCCACAGCAAAGGUGAUUCAGUAAGACUUUGGCACCCAAAAGGACUCUCAACUUAGAUUAACAGUGAUGGUCUCAAUAUAGCACAGAAUCCUGCACGUAGGAGAUAGCCAAUGUACGGAGCUGCAAGCUGUGUAGCGGGUGGGUUGCUGGCUGAAGCAGGCUAACCAUUAAGAAACCAUCCGCUACGUGGCCUUAAGUCAUUCUGCAACCCAACAAGUCCAGCCAGGCUGCAAUCGAACCAACCACAAUUUCUUAAACCAAUACUCCCCUCACCUCCAGAGGCACUCAAUGACCUAAAUGAGGACAGGGCUGUCAAGGGUUUCUGGAAGAAGCCCCUCUGUGCCCAAAGUGCUACAUCCAAUUAUAUGGGGCCUUAAGCUUUCCGGCUCAGAGCCAUCGGCCAUCUGGGACAGCUCACGGCUCCUUAGAUUAAUUGACCCUAUAAGGGAUGUACCACAAUGAGCUGAGAAAUAGCAAAUUGGCCUAAGCUGACAAAUGUCAGCUAGCUGGAAGAAAGGCAGGAGUUCAUGAACAGGUAUGGACAAGUACACUAAAAACUGCCUGACACUACGCUAAGGGGCUUGGGUACCUAUACUCUAGCUUUUGAAAAGAGUUAUUACUCAUUUUUAUAUAUAAAUAUUUAUAUAUAUAUAUAUAUAUAUAUAUAUAUAUAUACUAUAUUUUUUAUUUUUUUUAAUUAAUUAAUAUAUAUAUAUAUAUAUAUAUAUAUAUAUAUAUAUUAUGGUUGGAUAGACAUAUAACAGUAAGUAGGGGUAUAAGUACAGAUGUGUAUAAUGGUAUAUAUAUCUGAGGAUAAUGUAUAUAGGGAAAUGUACCUGAGAAUUAUCCUGACCUAUCUCAAGAGGAAAGGGGAAGGCGGAGAACAAAGAAAUAGGAUUACUCCCACUUAGAUGACAUAACACACUGUGCACAUUGAGGACACCCUUUGGCCCUGGCAGUCCAUUUAUCGGGCUCUGGCAUGUUGCAUGACUCACUGUACUGAACCAUGACCCCCAGUAUGCCUCCAUAAAAGUGACUGAUGUGGGCUGCACCUGGCAGAAUCAAGACACUGCCCUCAUGGUAACAGAUGUAGCCCAGACCAUAGAUUUCAUUUUAGAGACUUCAUCUUCCCCAGACUGGACAUUGAUGACAGACCACACCCUAGCCUACAUGCCUGAGACACCCAAGCUGGCACUUCAUUAGGGUAAAAUCUGGUUGAAGGAAGCUAACCACCAUUACCCAGACAACAUUCUUUCUCUUUUUCUGACUCACAUCGAUAUCCACCUGUACUUUCUCUAACUUAAUAUACCUAUCCGUUUUUCCUGACCCGACGGGCCCAACAUAUCACAGACCUGCCCAGUCAUCUGCCCAUCACUAACUAGCCAGAUUGAUAAGCCCUCCUCACACUUCCCGAUCUUGCUUCCGUAUCACACACACACACUUUUUUUUCUCCCCUACCUCCUUCCCUCUUUCCUCUCUUCCUCAUGAUCCCACACCACCCCAUCUUACUAUGACCAAUCAAGGUGAUAUGCACCUCCAUCAAUGCCAAAGGCUUGAACAUACCAGUGAAAAGACACACACUCAUGUGUUGGGCCUCCCGAACGGUGUCAGACACAAACAUGCUCCAAGAAACACAUUUCACAGAACAACGGCAGUACCCAUUAGUGAAAAGACAGUUCAAAAGACUCUACCUAGCAAUAGUAUGUAGCCAUACCAUUACGCAUCAUAAAAGGAAAAAUAGGAUCAUGCUGUACUUUUUGGGAAAAGCUCCAAAACCUCAACUAAAGCACAAGAGACAUUAAUCAGGUUCCUAGAGGCAUUAAAUUUGCCCAAACCCUCUGACAUAGCUAGAGAAACUAUAGUAGACUAAAUGAGGUGGAAGAGCUCAAAGCAGUGCUCAAUUGCUCAAACCCUUAAAAAAUCCAAGGCCAGAUGGCUUCACAGCUCUUUACUACAAAACAUUUUGCAGACAGCUACUACCACACCUCUGCAGAGUCUUCAAUUCCCUGCUCGGAGGCCAACCACUUCCCCCCAAUAUGCUCAUGGCCAACAUAUGUCUGAUAACGAAACCACAAAUAGUCCAUUUAGACCAUUACUGACCUAUUUAGUACCUCAACACCAACCUCAAACUUAUCACUAAAAGAACUGUCCAACUGACUCAACCCUUUACUAGGCAAAGUGAUAACAACAAGCAGCAGAUAACUCCAGAAGAACACUCAACACCGUUUGGUACACAACCAGACAAACUAUUCCCACAGUUCUGAUAUCACAAGAUGCUGAUAAUAAAAAGAAAGUUCAGCGCACUCCCUUAUCCACUAAAUAGCAACUCCAGUGCUGAAAGAUUGUUACUUUUUAAAAAAACACCUAAUCUAGGAAAGUAUAAUGGGGGUUUAGUUAUAUUAUAUGAUCAUACAUUGCAUAAGCCUGCCACAAUGUCAAUGUCUUUGGCCCUAACCUUACCACUAAACCUACCCCUAACCCUACCACUACCCCUAACACUGCCCCUACCCCUAACACUAACCUUAACCCUACCCCUACCUCUACCCCUAACCCUACCCCUCUACUGCUAACCCUAGCCCUAACCCUAACCCUAAUCCUACCCCUACACUUGUCUUUUGUUUAGUUUUAGUUUUUUUUAGAUGAUAUAAGUCACUUUAGGUGAUUGCUGCUUAAGUUUAUGACUAUAUAUAUAUAUACAUAUUUUUUUUUUAACUUUUAUAUCUUAAAGCGCUAUCCACAUUUUGGGUUGUUUGUCCACGAUUAAUUAACUCACUUGGCAAAUCCCUUUAGAGGUAAUUUGAGCUGGUAACUCUCCCUCUCAGUUUUCAGAACUUCUGUAAUUCGAUGUCAAAGGAAUUUUCAGACUUUGCAUGGCUGCUGUUACAAGCUAAGUGUCAUAACAGUUUUGACUGACUGCCAAGAUGGCCAGACACAUUAUCUGUCAUUCUGGUGGGCUGACAACAACAUUCAGCUUAAUUCAAAUACGUACCACAGCAACCAACCUUCACCAACUGUGGGAUAAGUCUGGCAACCUUAUGAGAGCACAGGAUUGCACCUGUGUGAAGGGUAGAGCCACCUGAGCAAUUGAGACACAGUCCUGCUAGCUGCCUCUGCAGACAGGAGAAACAGACAAUUUGCCAGCCUGAAGAGAGCUGAAUACUGGUUCCAUUCUGGACCCUGUUGUCCCCUCCCUUGACUGGUGGAGGUUAUCCCAGUCCCAACUGUGGAGGCAUUACUUGCCACUUGAAAUACCCCAUCCACUUGCAUAUUCUGCAUCACAUUGUAGAAUCAAGAUGGCCACCUACACUGCUUUAAUGUGCCUCACAGCCUGGGUAAUGGAACAAAGAUGGGAAGAAAUAUUCUUGUUGAAAUUUGAGGAUCUGUGUACAUUUUUGGCAUUGAAUCUAAGGGUAAACACCUCAGCUCAUGCUUUCUGCUGAAAUACUGGCUCUGGAUGCUGCCUCGGCCACUUAUGCUCUUUCUGGGCUGGAUCUCAGCUGGAAGAUGUUCCAGACCAUGACCUGGGGAAGUUUGCCAUGCAUUUUGUGGUUGAAAUUAAUGCUAUAUUACAAUUCACAGUUUAGCAAUUGAAACUCCAUCUUGCUUGAAGGCAGAAUCUAAAUGACAGACACAUAUUUUUAACUAUGUUGAUUGAAAAGAGACCAGAUGUGUGUCCAUUUGUUUAAACAAACCAAGUCAUACAACUUGGAAUGUGGCUAAAAUAACAUUCAUAUCUCUUACAGCCUUACAUUGCAUUAAGAAUAGCACAUACUUAAGAAUAUAUCAUUUUAACCUGAUCAUAUAAAAGACAUUACUCCUCUUUAAUAAUUUUUUUUAAUUAAUAUAUAGCAUAUAUUAUUUUUUUAUUCUAACACUAUGCAUUAAUUAAUAAUGACAUAUUUACCUAAUACACAUAUAUCUAUACUCUAAAACAAUAUUGUCACAGUGUAACUAAAACCCAGAAACAUAUGCAAUAACAUAAAAUUAAAUUAUAUACCCAUCUUAUAAGCAAUUACUUAUAAUUUAUGAGUGUCUAUACCUUACUGUGUUAAUUCUUAAUUCUACAACAUUCUGUUCACACUUUGAGGUGACUCUUAGGACAGAUACAGUUGCAAGAAAAAGUAUGUGAACCCUUUGGAAUGAUAUGGAUUUCUGCACAAAUUGGUCAUAAAAUGUGAUCUGAUCAUCAUCUAAGUCACAACAAUAGACAAUCACAGUCUGCUUAAACUAAUAACACACAAAGAAUGAAAUGUUGCCAUGUUUUUAAUUGAACACACCAUGAAAACAUUCACAGUGUAGGUGGAAAAAGUAUGUGAGCCCCUAGACUAAUGACAUCUCAAGAGCUAAUUGGAGUGAGAUGUCAGCCAACUGGAGUCCAAUCAAUGAGAUGAGAUUGGAGGUGUUGGUUACAGCUGCCCUUCCCUAUAAAAAACACACACCAGUUCUGGGUUUGCUUUUCACAAGAAACAUUGCCUGAUGUGAAUGAUGCCUUGCACAAAAGAGCUCUCAGAAGACCUACGAUUAAGAAUUGUUGACUUGCAUAAAGCUGGAAAGGGAUAUAAAAGUAUCUCCAAAAGCCUUGCUGUUCAUCAGUCCAUGGUAAGACAAAUUGUCUAUAAAUGGAGAAAGUUCAGCACUGCUGCUACUCUCCCUAGGAGUGGCCGUCCUGUAAAGAUGACUGCAAGAGCACAGCGCAGACUGCUCAAUGAGGUGAAGAAGAAUCCUAGAGUGUCAGCUAAAGACUUACAAAAGUCACUGGCAAAUGCUAACAUCCCUGUUAGCGAAUCUACAAUACGUAAAACACUAAACAAGAAUAGAUUUCAUGGAAGGAUACCACAGAGGAAGCCACUGCUGUCCAAACAAAACAUUGCUGCACGUUUACAGUUUGCACGAGAGCACCUGGAUGUUCCACAGCAGUACUGGCAAAAUAUUCUGUGGACAGAUGAAACCAAAGUUGAGUUGUUUGGAAGAAACACACAACACUAUGUGUGGUGAAAAAAAGGCACAGCACACCAACAUCAAAACCUCAUCCCAGCUGUGAAGUAUGGUGGUGGGAGCAUCAUGGUUUGGGGCUGCUUUGCUGCGUCAGGGCCUGGACGGAUUGCUAUCAUUGAAGGGAAAAUGAAUUCCCAAGCUUAUCAAGACAUUUUGCAGGAGAAAAUAAGGCAAUCUGUCUACCAGCUGAAGCUCAACAGAAGAUGGAUGUUGCAACAGGACAAUGACCCAAAGCAUAGAAGUAAAUCAACAACAGAAGAAAAUACGCCCAGUCAGAGUCCUGACCUCAACCCGAUUGAGAUGCUGUGGCAUGACCUCAAGAAAGCGAUUCACACCAGACAUCCCAAGAAUAUUGCUGAACUGAAACAGUUCUGUAAAGAGGAAUGGUCAAGAAUUACUCCUGACCGUUAUGCACGUCUGAUCUGCAACUACAGGAAACGUUUGCUUGAAGUUACUGCUGCCAAAGGAGGUUCAACCAGUUAUUAAAUCCAAGGGUUCACUUUUUCCACCUGCACUGUGAAUGUUUACAUUGUGUGUUCAAUAAAAACAUGGCGACAUUUCAUUCUUUGUGUGUUAUUAGUUUAAGCAGACUGUGAUUGUCUAUUGUUGUGACUUAGAUGAUGAUCAGAUCACAUUUUAUGACCAAUUUGUGCAGAAAUCCAUAUCAUUCCAAAGGGUUCACAUACUUUUUCUUGCAACUGUAUAUUAGUUGGGUAAAAAUAUAGUCUGCUUAUCAACUCAAAGUCUGGAAAGUGCUGAAUUAAAACCUUUGAUGUGUCACUACCUCCAUGAUGGAGUAACCAUAAAAUGGCCACUCUGUUACGCAUUUUUCAUAAUGGUUUCCAGUUAAAUCAUUAAGAGAGAGUGGUUAUUGAAAAAAAUUAUUAAAAUAAUUAUGGGACAAUUGCACCACUUAGUGGCCAAAUUGGAACUUUUAACCACUAGGAUGAUGUCAUCACUCAUUAUUAUUAUUAUUUUAUUUAUAUAGCACCAGCAAAUUCCAUAGCACUGUACAAUUGGUGGAUUAACAGACACGUUAUCAUAGUGUACACCAACCCAUCCAUUUCCAUUGGUCACUUCAUAAAUUUGGAUAUGAAUUUAAGGAGUUAAGAGAUUGCUUAAACAUAGCAACAUAGGAGAUGUUGAACUAACUGUUUUGAAACAGGUAAAAAGGUGAUAUUGAGGAUAGUUUGGAGUGUAAUAAGAGAUGAGUGAAAAGAGAUAGAAGGAUCACGGUUAUAGAGGGAUUUGAGCAUGAGGGUAAGGCAUCAAGAGAUACUGCUGGUAUGCUGGAAGCCAGUUGAACUGUUGUAGAAGGUGUUGUCAGGUAUGGUCAGAAUUAAGCAUGUUAAAGAAUAUACAGGCAGCAGCAUUUUGGACUUGAAGUGGAAUAAUGAAUUGUUGUGAAAGACCAAGUAGAAUAAUCAAGCCAGGUGAAGUUGAGGGAAUGGAUAAAGAGUUGCAAAAGAGAUUCAGAAAACUAAAUAGGUGAAAAUGCCAGACAGAAGUCACAGUGACAGUGGUUAUGUGUUUUUCAAAUAAAAAUGAGGAUAUAGGAUGAGGGGAGAAUGGAGUAUGUAAAGAAAGAGAAGGAGAUAUUAAUGUUAUCUGGAAAUAAAAGGGUAUUGUAGCCUUGCAAUGAGAUCAGAGAGAGUGGCAAUAUAGAGGUAGAAAAGGAAAAAACCGAACCCUGUGGGACACCAAUUGGAAGCAGGUUCAGCAGUGUUGAUGUAUUGUUGAAGGAAACUUGAUAGGAUCAAUCAGAACAUCUAAGGAUAUUGUUACAAAAACUGCAAUUUUUUUUGUUUUGCUAAUGUAUUUUGAAUUGAAAUACAGAUGUAUAAUUUAUAUGUAAUAUCGAUAUCUAAGGGUUGAAACAUCUUGACAUGUACAAAUUAGAUCAUCUUUUUCUCCACACUACAGCAAGGUCGUUUGAAAUCAAAAGGGAAAACAGUAAAAUACGCUAUUGCAAAAAUAACCUUGAGCUAGAGGAGGAGUCCCAGGUGUAAGCAUGAGAAGGAUUUUAAUUUGUUAUGAUUCACACAACAUAUAAAUGUGACAAGUAAAUUUCAAUAAUUUAUCCAGUGCAUUUGGAUCUUUGUACAAUGAAGCCCAUAUAAUGGGCCAUAUUAUGUAGUGCAAGGUUUGUAUCCAUGUGAGAUUGAUCACAUUAAUAUAUUUAAUUUCAUUUUUUGAAAAGUGUAUGUAAGAUAAAAUAUAUUUGUAUAUGUGAGAUAUCAGACUUGUAGACACCAAGAUAAAGGUAAGGAAAAUCUGCCCUAAAAAUUACACUAAAAAUGUAUUUCACCAAAAGGUCAUACAUUUAAACAUAAUAUUACUAUAAAUAACUAUUAAUUAAAAGUCAUUACUAUAGUCAUAAGUAUUUUACUUUAUAUAAUUUUAUACAUUCUGUAGUAUCUACUUGUUGACCCUAUUUUAUUCAGUAAUUUGAUUAAUCUUUUUUAUUUUGAUCUAUUGUUUGUACUAUUUUAUUUACUUCUUGUUGGGGAUAAAAUCAGUCCCCAGUUUCAGAAUGUAUUGUCUUUGGUCUGUCUGCACUAAAACUUCCAGUGAUUUACCUUUCUUUUGCUAUUUUCGUGUUUACUAUAAUCAUUACAUGAGAUUAUUUGCUCAUAUGCAAGAUUGAUUUUAAGUGUGUUUUAGCCAACCUUUUUAAAGAUUGCAUUCAGUAAAUAUCAAAUUAAGGGAUGUCCCUCAAAUGAUGCAAGUGAGACACAGUUUAAGACCAUAGUGAAUAUCCUUAGUAGUAGAACAUACGUACACUAUAUAUUGUGAGAGAUAUACUACGUAUGUUUAGGUUAUCCAACAUAAUAUGGAAACUAGAACGUUUUAGUUAUUCUGACCACUAAAAGGAAAUUAAGAUUAUUCUUUUGUGGUUUUGCUGUUGUUAUACAAAUAAAUCUUAUUUCAAACCAAUAUCAAGUUAGGUUACCAUAUUAUGGCUUCAAUUUAAUAUUGUUGGAUAAACUUUCCAAAUAAUUUAUAAACUGAUUUUUAAAGCAUAUUAAAACAAAAACAAAAAAAAUCUAAAAUAUAUCAAAGUAUUAAAAUAAUUUUCAUAAAAUUUAAUCAUUUUAAAUGUUUAUUCAAAACUAUUAAAUCAAUUUGAAAGUUUAUUCAACAAUGUUAAAUCAGGGCCUAUAUGUUUCGUAUUUCUAUUUAUCACUGUACAUAUUUGUAUAGAUUGAAAAAUGACUAAUCAACAAAUGACUUGCAAAAUAUUGAAUUAUGGUGAAUUGAAGAUUGAAUCACAACAUUUAUAUUGAGAUAGUAAAGCUUUUUUUCCUACAUUUAUAAUUCAGUUUUCAAUUUGCCGUGAUUCAGAAUUUAGUGGGGAAAAUAUCCAAAAAUGUUUUUAUAAUAUCUUGUGAAAUUUUGCUUAAGCACAGUUUUGAUGCGCAUGGCAUUUUUUUUGUCAAAAAACAAAAGAAUGGUCUACAAAUAACUGAAAUUAUCAAUAUUAUCUAAUAUUAAAAGAUAAUGUGUUCUUCCAUUCUUAAACAAUGACCUAUGAUGAGUCAUCAACUGGCUUUCACAUUUUGAGACAAAAACUAAUUUGGUUGAGAUGGAGAUUACUUUCCUAACUGUUGUUUUUUGUUUACAUUUUCUACUUUGUUGUCUGCUUGCCAAUUGAAAACUAAAUUAGAAAUUGUAGGUAAUAAGAGAUGAUUAAAAAAAAAAAAAUCUUCAAGUCUCCACAAUUUGGUGCAAAGUGAAUAAACCAUUGAAAAUUCACAUACUAAAGUAUUGCAACAAAAAUAAAAGAAGCUAAAAUGGAACAAUAAACAAUAAACCAAUUGGACAACUCUGUUUAAAAAAAAAAUGAAUGAUUUGUAAUUUUACGUAUACAUCUUGUAAGUUCUCCAACUCCAACUAUUUUGACUAAACAUUUGAAAUGUAAUGCUCAGUUUCUACCAUUUUCUGAUUCAGUUAUUAACCAUGAAAGGAGUUAAUUCAUUAAUUGGGAAUCACAAGAGUGUUAAAGUUUGGCUUUUUUGUGUUACAAUUUGCAGUUCCAUUUGUCAUUUCUUCGUUUUCCAAUUUCGUGAAUAUUAUAUAUUGCCAGUAGUGGUGUUUUGUUUUUAAUGCUCCAGCUAUUCAACUAGAAUGUUUGCAUGACAUUUCAUUCAUACUACACCCUGUUCCAAAUUAUUAUGCAAAUUCUAUUUACGUGUCACAAAGAUUAAAUAUUUUGGUUUUCAGUUUAACUCAUGGAUGAUAUUGUGUCUCAUGGCUCUUUUGAUCACUGAAAACAAUCUUGGACACCUUUGAUAAUUAGAUUGCCAGGUAAACACAAUUUAAAGAAAAACUACUAAAUGAGGGUGUUCCACAUUAUUAAGCAGAUCACCAUUUUCAUGCAAUAUGGGGAAGAAAAAGGAUCUCUCUACUGCAGAAAAGAGUGAAAUAGUUCAAUGCCUUGGACGAGGUAUGAAAACAUUAGCUAUUUCAUGAAAGCUUAAGCAUGAUCAUCGCACUAUUAAGAGAUUUGUGACUGAUUCAGAGCACAGAAGGGUUCGUGCAGAUAAAGGCACAUUGAGGAAGAAUUUUGCCAGAUCCAUGCAUCGGAUCAAGAGAACAGCUGCUAAAAUACCAUUACAUAGCAGCAAACAGAUAUUUGAACCUGCUGGUGCCUCUGGAGUCCCACGGACAUAAAGGUGUAGAGUCCUCCAGAGUCUUGCAACUGUGCAUAAACCUUCUAUUUAGCCACCACUAACCAAUGCUCACAAGCAGAAAUGGCUGCAUUGGGCAGAAAAACACAUAAAGACUAAUUUUCAAACAGUCCUGUUCACUGAUGAGUGCCGUGCAACCCUGGAUGGUCCAGAUGGAUGGAGUAGUGGAUGGUUGGUGGAUGACAAGGCUGCGACAUCAGCAAGGCGGUGGUGGAGUCAUGUUUUGGGCUGGAAUCAUGGGAAGAGAGCUGGUCGGCCCCUUUAGGGUCCCCGAAGGUGUAAAGAUGACCUCUGAAAAGUAUGUGGAGUUUCUGACUGACUACUUUCUUCCCUGGUGCAGAAAGAAGAACUGUGCUUUACGUAAUAAAAUCAUCUUCAUGCAUGACAAUGCACGAUCUCAUACUGCAAAGAAUACCUCUGCAUCAAUGGUUGCUAUGGAGAUAAAAGGAGAGAAAGUCAUGGUGUGGCCUCCAUCCUCCCCUGACCUCAAUCAUAUUGAGAACCUUUGGAGCAUCCUCAAGCAAAAUAUCUAUGAGGGUGGGAGGCAGUUUACACCCAAACAGCAGCUCUGGGAGGCUAUUCUGACAUCUUGCAAACAAAUUCAAGUAGAAUUAAAAAGGUUUUCUAAAAAAAACAAACUAAUGUUUUACUGCCUAUGCAUUACUUAGGAAAUAAGAUAAGAGGAAAAGGAUAAACAAAGAGGGUGCCAUGAGUUGUGCCAUGUGGUCGCUGAUAUCAAAUAAGGGGUCCUAUGUUAAAAUGUAACGUGACCUGUUAAAAUGUUUAAAAAGUUAAAAUGUUGUUAGAAGUUUGAUUGAAAUAGCUUUUGAUUUCAGUAAAUAUGCUACAAACACAACAAAUGACAAUUUUCAGUUCUUUACAACCUAUAAAGUGUUUUGAAACGUACUGUGCAUAAUAAAUUGGAACAGUGCUUUGUAAGUUUUUUAUGUUUAAAAAAAAUACUAUUAUCAUUAGGAGGUUUGUUCAAUACAAUUUUAAUUGUACUCUUAAUAAAUGAUAACAUGAAAAUUAUGCUGACUAUUAUUUACAUCAAUUAUUUAGGUAAAUGAGAAAAAUAUCAUUUGCAUAAUAAUUUGGAACAGGGUUGUAGUGGAGUAGUAGGGGUUAAUCCAAGAGCUCUCCGCUGGGAACAAAGAUUCAGCAUACAAGAAUACAGGAACACAGCAUAAUCCCCCUCUCCAAGGACUAGACGACACAUAGUCUUUGAGUCAACUGAGGUCUUUAUUCACAGUUCUGCUUUUAUGCAUUUUUCCCAUGCAAGGGAGGUAACUUUCAUAAUUAUUACAGUAUCCAAUCACAUAGUGGUUACCUCCCCUACAUCUCCUCCCCUUAUAUUAACAGUUAACGUUAUUAAUAGGUACACAGUUUUCCCCAAUUCGUGGAUGUACCCUAAAUACAGGGGGUACACCUUUGAAUGAGGGGUCCCCUGGUAGCCCUGAUCUAGGUGAGCAACAUACUCAAAAUUAACCCAGAUCGGACCAGGGGUUCGGGAGUUAUUGCAGGAUAAAGAUUUGACCGACCGCACGGGCAUAGUAGCCGAAAAUAGUUCCAUGAAUUCUGGCCCUGCGGUCGGUCUCUUUUCAUGAAUCAAAAGUCCCGAAAGUCUAUGGCAUCCAGGCUUCACUUAUCAUUCGGAUGAAUCCCCUAGUUCGUGGGAUUCCACAUACUGAAUGCUGGGGUGUUCGGGUGGUUUGUUCGUUACUUUUAGGCGUGCUGGAGGUCUUAGCUGUACUUGGUUAGUCGAAUGCCCGAUUUGAGUUCCAGGCAUUCGACAACCAAGUACCGCUGUUCGUGCAUAAGAUGGCCGCCGCCACGUGUUCAGUAGGAAAAAUGGCGGCCGCACACGAACUCUCCAUUAGCACCCUUUGCAACAUUGUUGCCUUCGGUAAUAAGGGGCACACAGCCACACCGGGGUGGUCCCUCAUUCGGCAGUUUACUAGUGUAAAACUGCAGUGUAGAUAGUUUGUGAACCGAGUCUCUGGUGAUUCCUGCCUUAGCAAACAUACGUCCAUUAUAAUGCAAGCGUUUAUUCGCAUAGAACAGUCAGUCUCUUAGUGGCAUGGUUUGCCACAAGGGUGUAUACUCUUUAUGUUCUUUUGCUUUUUUUUGUUUAUACUAUUUUUGGGAUUGCAGUGAUUGCCACAUAUCCACUAUGUGUCUUCCUUGCUUCUCUCUGAGACUAAUUUUGACCAGAGACCAUAACAAGUGAUUACAUCACACUAAGCAGAUUGCAGGUAAGAUAAAUAAACAAAGAAUAAACCAGAAGAAAGGUAGUGCCAAUAAUAAAAUAGUAUCUAUAAAAAUAUAAAGAUAUAUUAUAAAAUAAGAUAAAAUAGAAUAAAAUAAAAAGUCCACUGUAAAAAGUCAAACCAAAAGGAAAUAAAAUACCAAUUGUAGGGGAACAGCAGAAUCUUAAUAAAUGUAAGUGUCUUUCAUGGGGUUCUGAGUCAUGUACGGCUCAGAGUCCAAGAGUGCAUAUGUAGAAAAGACAAAAGAAAAAGUUCCAAUGGUACAGUAUGUUUGAAUAUUAAAGCUGUACAAAUAACAAAUAGGUCCUACUCACAUUUACUGGAGCUAAGGCCAGCUCUGGUAUACACAGCACAGAAUGGUAUUAUCCACACUUCUAUGAUAUAUAGGUAGGUAGAACUCUUAGUUAUACAAAGAACAGAUAGGUCCUACUCACAUUUACUGAAGCUAUAGGGUAUAUAGGUAGGUAGAACUCUUAGAUCUCUCAGCGUGGUAUCGUUAAGGGGAGCCCAGGGUAAUAUAAAACAGAUUAAAAAAGAGAGAAAAAUAGUGCUCUCUGUAUGUAUAAAACCCAUGAAUAAUAACAGUAUAUGUAUUGUACUCACAUUUGGUCAAGCAAACUCACUGCUCGAUGUAUGGGGUGCAGGUGGUAUGAUCCCCACCCUGGAUUCUUUGGUGAGGUCCUCACUGGAGUCAAUAGUCAGGAUGCCAGGCAGUUGAUAAAACAAAUAAAAUAACAUAAAUAAAAGGAGUAUGGCACAAAUAUUGUAUAAAAAUAGCCAAUAAUCCUUUAAUAAUAAAACAAAACCAAUUAAAAAUCUUCUACAAUGUGUUUCACCUCUCAAAGGCUUUCUCAAGUAGAGAUAGUUAAAUAGCUUCUUUUAAUCUCCCUUUUUAUAAUGAAAUUUACCCUAAAUCAAAAUGAAAAAAAGGAACACAGUUUUUUGAGAUUAGAGGGGUCCUUUAAAAAUGAAACAUGAUGAUGUGCAUUACAGUUAUGUAAAACAAAUCUAUUACAUAACAUGAAGCAAUAUCCACAAAACCAAACCUUAUUCUUGCAUUACUCAUAUAAAACAUGUAGUAAUUGCCUGAAAGCAAUUUGUCUUACCACUUCAGUGAACAAAAUGGUUUGCAAACAAGUUUAUGUAGUCACAGAUCCAAUGACAAAUGAGAAGUAGAUAGAAAAUCUAUGCUUGCAAGCAGUAUUCUUCCAGACACUUUGAUGUAAGCUAUUGAGGGACAUAGACCAUGAUUUUACCUUUGUGGAUCCUAUGUGGGAGUGGAAAAUGCCCUGUGUCAAUCCUAGUAUGAGACUAAUUAGGUUAGGUUAUUGAUGUACCUACAUACUUGCUGUUUUCCUUACCACAACUUUGAUUGGGAGAUCAUUGAUCAUAGUGGAUUCUGGUGGUUAAGUUACUGCUGUACCAGUCCCCUGCCAGUGGCACAGUGCCAACUUUGAGCGUUAGCUUGACAGCCUGUCUAAUUUUUCCUAGUUUGAGAUUGGGGUCUUAGGUUACAGUUGUGCUUAGAAAACUUUAAGUUGGAUAUAUAUAUAUAGUCUGUUUAAUUGUUUAUUUGAUCCGAGUGUGAGAUUGGAGUUUAGCCACUGCCAUGGCCUCUUACACCAACUUUGAAUUGUACAAAUAAAGAUAAAGGUAGGGGGCGCAAAAGAUAAGUGUAAUAGAAAGAUAUUUAAACAAAUUUAGGCUUAUUCACACUUGUCCAUCAACAUACGUGAGUUCAGAAAAAAAUACAAAAGUGGAUGUGGACAAGAAUAAAGGUGCUUAAUAUAUUAUUUAGUGUGAAUUAUAGAAUACAGCUGCUAUGUGCACUUUUAGUGAAUACUCCAAAAGACACUAUAAUUAUAAAACAUACAAAUAACAAAAUACCAAGUAGUGAUCAGAGUGCAAAAGACUUCAAACACAGCUUGAU